UGCUUCCAAAUAAAAUGGUGUAACAUAUCAUCUUCAAAAUACAAAACCCCAAAAGAAACCAUAACUGUUCAACUGGUCUACAAGUCAUAUUCUUUUAUUGUAGAUCAGCCUCAAUUGUGUCUUUCCAAUGAAACAUUAGCAAGGGACCAAUUUUUUGGAAGUUAGAAUGGAAGCCCAAAAUAUGGAACAUUCAGCAAAAGGAAUUCAGAUAGACAUUGACCAACGAUUGGAAACUUCAGAUACAACUGAUCCAAUUAUUGCCCCAGACAGUCCAGCCAAAAAGGCUUCUAUCUUUUGCUUUAAGAAAAGGAAAAAGUCUUGUGAGAAGGUAGAAGAGAAGGAUGAGAACCAUGAAUCCAAUUCACUUAGCUUAAGGGCUGCUAACCAGUCUUCUGACAUGGGGCACAAUGAAACAGAGGUAUCAAGUCCAUUCUGGACUUCAGGGGAGGCCUGGCUGGCUUUCAAACGACUAGUGACAUUAAGGAGAAGAUCCAAAUCCUCUCUGAAGAAACAAACACAGGCUUGUUCUCGCGUACAUCUAGAUGUGGACAUAGGAGAUUCUGGCAGGACACGAUUUCCUAAGGAACAUACCAAUUCUAGCUCUAAAAUUCCCUGCCUAAGACUCUCCAGAAGCAAAAAAAGGACCAGCCACUCUGAAAUAAUAGAACAGCCCGAUUGUGAGAAAAAAGAAGGUAUUCAUUCAGCAAACAUCCUGAAUGAAAAAAGUAACAAAGAGCCAGAGAUUGUGGCUAUGGAAGCUCCACUGGAUACAAAACAAUCUCCCAGCAAAGGUCUUCAGGAAGGAGAAAGCGACAGUGGAGCCAUGACAAAUAUAGAAAAUGCGGCACUCUCUAAUAGAGAGAACACGUUUCCUGAUCCCAAUUGUUAUAUUGACUGUGGAGUUCCAUCAGAAAUAAUCCAUUCUGAAACUGCACUUGUAACUGAAGAAGAGAAGCAAAUAUUUCAGUUACAUCAUGGAACCCUCUAUGGAAACAUUGAAGACCUGGAAAAUCAGAAGUUCAGUUUUAAUGUUGAGAUCGGUCCUCCCAUUCCUCAGGAUCUGCCUGAAAGUGAACAACAACUUAUAGGAAGAGAGGGAACCAAAGAGAUCAAAUCACAGCCAUUUGUGGUAGACACUGAUGUUGUGGCCAAAAGCGAGGAUGUUGCUGCUAAGGAAGGUCAUUCCAUUGAAGUGAUGUUGCAUUGCAGCCCAUCUGUAAUGGAAGACGAGGCUUCAGACAUACCGGUUUGUUUUGAUGAAGAAGAGAAAAGUGAAGAAAAUCAGUUUACCAUUCCUGGGGCUGGCAUUGUUAUCACGAUCACUGAAGCUGAAGAUGAUCAGGAUGAGGAAGAAGAAUCAGCUCCUACCUGUGAAAUGUUUGCAUUUCCCCAAGCCAUCAAGCAAAAAGGGAAGAAAAAACCUAGCAAAAACAAAACUUCUGCUUCAGGGUGCAACUACACAAAGGAAGACCAAGCUGGCUCCCAGGUCUCAUCUUCCUUUGGUACCAACAGCCAGGAACACUGGACUUCAGAGCAAUAUGAAAUGCUAUUGAUUGAAACAGCUGCCUCGCUUGUGAAGACAGCUAUUCAGUCAUCUGUUGAGCAGCUUGUCAAUGAAAUGGCUUUGGAGCAAAAUAAACAAAACAGUGUUUUAUGAUCACAGGGUCCUCUUUGUAAAUUAGAGGCAGGCCUGCUAUCAGCAAAGGGAGGCAAAUAGAAGCCUUUGAACAAAUUGGCUUGUUCUUGAAAAGAAAGUACCCUUUGGAUUUUCUUUGUCCAUUGCCAGCACUGCUUGAUCCAUCUUUAAUGACCAGUUCAGUAUUAAUGCUGUGAGGAAAUGUUCCAGAUGUCCUGAAGUAUUUAAACUUAGCAUGAGAGAUUGGGGAGGGUCUUAAAUUCCUGAGAUAUUUGCAAUAUCUGUGAUUAACUUAAUUUUGCAUGUUGGU
Pseudonaja textilis is the source of this 1946-nucleotide messenger RNA. It is a transcript of the gene AKAP5, whose product is annotated as A-kinase anchoring protein 5. Lineage: Eukaryota; Metazoa; Chordata; Lepidosauria; Squamata; Elapidae. Gene Ontology annotation, biological process: positive regulation of adenylate cyclase activity. Gene Ontology annotation, molecular function: adenylate cyclase binding; molecular adaptor activity; calmodulin binding. The record is from RefSeq and is a predicted model, not a curated record. Gene Ontology annotation, cellular component: postsynaptic density; dendritic spine; dendrite membrane.